Chenopodium quinoa (quinoa) is the source of this 1371-nucleotide messenger RNA. Its product is annotated as protein FAR1-RELATED SEQUENCE 5-like. Gene Ontology annotation, biological process: regulation of DNA-templated transcription. The transcript is spliced from 3 exons. Lineage: Eukaryota; Viridiplantae; Streptophyta; Magnoliopsida; Caryophyllales; Amaranthaceae. The record is from RefSeq and is a predicted model, not a curated record. Bases 1 to 1371 code for a protein of 456 amino acids.
AUGGAACAAAUUGAGGCUGGAGAUGCUCAAACUUUAGUGAACAUUUUAAGUCAGGAACAAUUAGAGGAUCCAAACUUCUUUUUUAGAGUGAAGUUUGACAAAGAAGGAAGAAUUUGCAAUAUCUUUUGGAGAGAUUCAAUGAUUCUAGAAGACUAUAGGAUAUAUGGAGAUGUUCUUGUCUUUGAUACAAAAUACAGAACCAACAGAUAUAAUCUUAUAUGUGCUCCAUUUGUUGGCAUAAAUAACCACUGGCAUAAUUGUAUGUUUGCUUGUGCUUUUAUUGAGGAUGAAACGACAGAUUCAUUUGUGUGGUUACUACAAACCUUCUUCAAAGCUAUGGAGGAUAGAAAACCAACUUCAAUAUUCACUGACCAGGACCAAGCAAUGGAAAAUGCUAUACUGGAGGUGAUUCCUAAUACAAGACAUAGACUUUGUAUAUGGCAUUUGGAGCAAAAUGCCAUAACCAAAUUUGGAGCUCUUAAAAAAGACAAAGAAUUCAAAUUUGCAUUCAACCAGUGCUUAAAGAUGUGUGUGACAGAACAAGAAUUCGAAGCAAAGUGGCAAGCAAUGUUGCAAAAAUAUGAGUUGACAGAACACUCUUGGUACAAAAGAGUGUAUGAGUUGAAAGACAAAUGGUGUCCUGCCCUUUGUAGAGAUUUCUUUUCAGCAGGGAUCUUAUCGUCACAAAGGAGUGAAAGCACUAAUCAUGCCAUAGGAUUCAGAGCAAGUAAAGCAACUACUUUGACAGAAUUUUAUACCAUAUUUAAGAAGACAACUAAUCGUUGGAGAAGCACAGAGAAAUAUGAUGAGUUUACCUGUAGCAAGUCAAUAGCAUUCACUUCAUUGCCUCUAUCUGGAAUGCUAAAGCAUGCUGCACAGGUUUUCACUUUAUCACUCUUUAGAAAUUUUGAAGAGGAGUUUGGAUACUCUAUGGCAACAACUGUUCAAAUGUUAGGCAGUAAUGAAGAAUGCCUACUUUAUCAAGUAACACUAGAAGACAAGCCAUGGUCUGCACAUCAAGUAAACUAUAUACAAGAGAGCCAAACUGUAUGGUGUACUUGCAAAAACUUUGAAGCAUCUGGAUGGUUAUGUUAUUAUUGCAUCAGAAUUCUACAUUUGCAUUCAGUAACAAGAAUACCAGACAAGUAUGUUUCAAAAAGAUGGACUAAGUUUGCAAAAACAGAGGCAUGGGAUAGGUUGAAGAAUCAGGAUCCUAAACAGCAAUAUAUUCCAUGGAGGCAAACAGUGAUGAGGAAAUACUACAAUCUAAUCUUAAAAAGUCAAGAAAAUGAAGAGACAAGAGCAUUUAUGGAAGAAAGCUUCAGAAACAGUCUUAAAAUGGUGGAAGACUUACUUGCUAGUGCUGCUUAG